AUGAUGGAUGGGGCACGGGUUGAUCAGCUGGCGAAGCACCGGUGGAGGCCGCUCGUUUUUGAGGAGUCCACGAGGGACCAGAGUGGUGGAGCUGGCGGUAAGGAUUUGGUGGAGUUCCCAGGGAAGAGUAGUGGUGCUGGUGGUGAUGCUGCUGGCCAUGGGAAGAUGCCACUAGGGCUGAAUAGUGGGAGUGGGUCCGAGAUUUUCCUGAAGGAGGGGGAAAGAGAACGUAUUUUACAACGGCAACAGCAGGACCAGCAGGACCAGCAACAACACCAGCGACAUUACGUUUCGUUCUCUAUACCGAGAGCUGGGCAGCUCCCACACCACAGAUACUCUAUCAGUACAAAGCCCGUGGCACCGAAGAGUAACAGCUCCGAAGACGGGAAAUCCUCCGGGGAUGGCGCUAACGGUCCAGAAACGCUCGAUGGAGAAUUAGAGGAGAAGGACUGUUCCAUGCAGAUGCCCGGUGACUUUAUAUACAUGAACAAGAGACAGAAUGCGAGUGUGCCCAAGAUUUCUACAAGUGGGUCGCACUCGGGGGACCCGCUGAUGAUACGAAGGAACAGUGCGGAUACUAAGAUGCCGACGGAUAGGACCGUGUUCAAGAAACGAGAUAGCAAUGUCGAGUCCCCAGUGCCCUUCACACAGUUCUUUCAAAACGAGGAUGACAAGAAAUUCCACAUUCUCAUCGGGGCCACGGGGUCUGUUGCUACAAUCAAGAUACCGAUGAUUAUCGACAAGUUGUUCAAGAUAUAUACACCGGAGAAAGUGUCCAUCCAGUUGAUAGUCACGAAACCGGCUGAACAUUUCCUGAACGGACUUCGGAUGUCUUCGGAGGUCAAGAUUUGGAGGGAGGAGGACGCGAACGCUACUGACUUCAACAACGAUAUCCUGCUGUUCCAUGAACUGAGGAGGUGGGCAGACAUUUUCCUCAUUGCGCCGUUAUCGGCCAACACACUGGCGAAACUGGCCAACGGUAUUUGUAACAAUUUAUUGACGAGCGUCAUCAGAGACUGGACGGGGAAGACACCAGUGAUUGUGGCCCCAGCCAUGAACACGUUCAUGUACAUCAAUCCGAUGACGAGGAAGCACCUGACGAUGCUCAACGACAACUUCCCUUUCCUCGAGGUGCUGAAACCCGUUGAAAAAGUGCUCAUUUGCGGCGAUAUCGGAAUGGGCGGCAUGCGAGAAUGGAACGACAUUGUCGAGCACGUCCGGUUGAAGAUCAAGGACAUUUUGCGGGCUCGGCACGAGGAUGCAGAUGAUAACGAGGAUAAAGAGGUCCAAACAGUCGAGCACGAGAUGGAAGAGGUAGAUGAAGAGGACAAUGAUGAGGAUGAAGAGGAUGAUGAGGAUGGCGAGGACGACGACAACGAGGACGAUGAUGACGAUGACGACGACGACGAGAACAGCAACGAUUUCGAGACAGAAACAAGCAACAGCAUUUUCGAUCCGGAGGACGACGACGAGGCAGAGGGGGACAACACCUGA
Molecule: messenger RNA, 1494 nt
Organism: Huiozyma naganishii CBS 8797
Lineage: Eukaryota; Fungi; Ascomycota; Saccharomycetes; Saccharomycetales; Saccharomycetaceae
Gene: CAB3
Product: phosphopantothenoylcysteine decarboxylase complex subunit CAB3
Exons: 1
Coding region: 1-1494 (497 amino acids)
Biological process (GO): coenzyme A biosynthetic process
Cellular component (GO): phosphopantothenoylcysteine decarboxylase complex
Molecular function (GO): phosphopantothenoylcysteine decarboxylase activity; FMN binding
Source: RefSeq, a predicted model, not a curated record